Epinephelus fuscoguttatus (brown-marbled grouper) is the source of this 2933-nucleotide messenger RNA. RefSeq names its product leukotriene B4 receptor 1-like. Bases 132 to 1250 code for a protein of 372 amino acids. The transcript is spliced from 5 exons. Gene Ontology annotation, biological process: immune response; G protein-coupled receptor signaling pathway. Lineage: Eukaryota; Metazoa; Chordata; Actinopteri; Perciformes; Serranidae. The record is from RefSeq and is a predicted model, not a curated record. Gene Ontology annotation, molecular function: leukotriene receptor activity. Gene Ontology annotation, cellular component: membrane.
CCGAAAGAGUGGGUGGGGGGAAAACGUGGGGAGAGGACAGGGUAAGAAGAAAAAGAAGAAAACACAACAUUAAGAACGGAUUUCUCUUCCAGCUCUUAGUGUCCUCUGUCUUCUGUUGGGACUAACAGCUGAUGACUGAGGUAACCAAAAUGGCCGAUAGCAACACUUCUCUCUACCAAAACAACUCCAGUUCGCCAGAUGAGAGCAUCGUACAAGACAAAACUGCCACCACUGUGGGCGCCCUCAUCCUGACUCUCGUCUUUCUCUUGGGCUUCCCUGGAAACCUCUUCAUUAUCUGGAGCAUCCUGGCAAAGGCCCGAAAACAUUCUGUCACCACCCUCCUCAUCCUCAACCUAGCCUUUGCCGAUGGCUCUCUGAUGGCUCUCACACCGUUCUUCAUUGUCUACCUAGUUUUGAAGAACUGGGUGUUUGGGGAGGUGAUGUGUAAGGUGCUCUUCUACCUGUGUCUGGCCAACAUGUACGCCUCCAUCCAGCUCAUCAUGCUCAUGAGCAUCUACAGGCUGGUGGCGGUGUUGUGGCCGCGUCGUGUCAGUAUUGUCACCAGCCGUAAGAUUGUAUUGCGGCUGCUGGCGGUGGUGUGGGUGUUUGUGAUGAUCGCCUCCAUUCCUGCAAUGAUCUUCAGGACAGUGACACAUCGGGAACGUGUUUCUGUGUGUGAACCGCUCCAUAUAAUUGACAGUCAUGUGGUCCUCCAGUACAUGAUGGAGCUGGUGUUGGGGUUUGUGAUUCCCUACGGGGUCAUUGUAGUCAGCUACAUCUGCAUCUUACGGCGAAUCCGAAAGACCAAGUUCCGCCGUCGCGUUCGUAGUGAGAAGCUCAUCCUGGCCAUCGUCUUGACCUUCUGCCUCUUUUGGUUGCCCUACCAUAUCAUCAACGUGGUGCAAGUUACAUGGGCUUUGUGUCCAGAUAGUCGGGCAAAAGAAGUGCUGAAUAUAAUAUGGCACAAGAGCCGAGCUGUUACCUCUUCCAUAGCCUUCAUCAGCAGCUGUGCCAACCCAGUGCUCUACACCUUCGCAGGAAAGUCCUACAUCCGACGAGAAGGACUGGCGUUCAUGGCCCGCUUGUUCGAGGGCACGGGGCUGGACUCGGCCACCAGGAAGAGCCGACAGAACAGCCAGAACAGUCGCGACAAAGACAAAGACGCAGAUGCCGUCAUGCUAAAGGACAAAGAUCCGGACUCCAACACCCACUCGAACUGUAACACCAAACCAGUGAAGAAUGGGAAAUAGAGGACACAAGCUUCAGCAGGCUUGAAGCGGGUGUUGUUCCUCUGUAGGGGAAACCACUCAGGCCUUUAAAGCUUCAUCAGGGUUCAUCGUACACAGCUGAUUUGCGCCAAUCAAGAAAGACUCAGCAGCAGUCCAGUUGGUGCAUAACGUGAAUCCCUCUUCUGAGUGAGACUGUUACAAAGAUUGAAAGGGAUUUCACUGGGCAUACUGAUCCUGGAACAGCUUGCAGCCUGGUGCAUUCUUAAGUGUCAUUGUUGUGCUGAGCUAUUUCAUAAGGAAAGAAGAACUGUGGAGCAUUAUCCAGGACCCAGGUGUUGCCUUGGUUUUACUGUACAUUUUUACUGUAAUGUCAAAAUGAUUUUUUUUUUAUUAUUAUUAUUUUCUUGUUUAUUUUUUGUCAAAAUGCCUGGGGGGAGCAUCAAAAUGUCAAAAUGAACUGAAACAGUGCAUGGUGAGCACAGAUUGAAGCACUUGACUUUGUUUUUUUUAUAAUAUUCGCACCAAUGUCUUUGCUUUGCGUGCUUCGCUCUAACAGUUUUUCAAAUGUUUUAAAGCUUAACUGAUAGAUUUUUUGGCCACUUGGGGGUGGUGGAACAAAGUAGCAACCUCCAGGCUUGAAAUAUGAGGCCAAUGUGGAAGCAGUGAUGGCCAAAUGAGGCCUCAUGAAGCACUGUCUUUAUUUUUUGAAGCCACCAGAUGGCACUGUCUGUUUAACAAAGGCUUGAAAGCACACUUCAUUGCAAGUCUUUCAGUCUUUAUAUUUAAACCAAGAGCGCCAUCUGGUGGGGUCAGAAAAUAAAAGAAAGUGGUCCAUGGGACUUCAUUUGGCCAUCACUAUGUGGAAGUGCCAGAAACUGCAGUUCCUCUAAUGGCCACUUGGGCUGGCUCCAGAGGUGAGUCAAUCCCCAUUGACCCUCAUGUUACAAUACCCAACUUAACAGCAGAAAUAAACAUGUUUACAGCCUGGUACAAAAAAUGGUUUUGGUCUCCAUUUACCCAUUCCUGACACCUGCAUGAUGGGAGGUUACUUAAGACAUAUUUCACCCGUUUACAUUUUAUUAAGGCUUAAAAUUAUGCGUAAUAAAGGGUGUGGCCUCUGAGUGACAGGUUCUCUGUGCAGCUUUGCUACGGUCUAUGAGUCAGAUCCACUCCUCGCUCCUCAACAGCUCCACCCUCUCGUGAAAAUAUGGUCACUUCUGGUUGCAGAAAACCAAAAUGGCCAUGGUCGAACACAUUCUCACUCGGACCUCGUCACAUAUCAACAUUCGGUUAUGAACUUUGCACGUCCAGAUACGACGUGAACGGUAUCCUGGGUGCGUUGGUUGUUGACGUUCUGGGACGCCGUGUCAAGUUCUGCCUGUUACGUGCAUUGUCUGUGCUGAUUGUCUUAGUAAGCAGUUGUCAACUCACAUGUCCAGAGGACACAGAGCAUUAUUAGCAAUCAUUUGGAGUCUUGGUUCUCCGUUUAGCUCUGUUCUUUGGUCUCAGACAACUUUCGAGGGAAAUAUUUGGCUUUUCAGUUGCUAAAUGCUUCGCUUUAUUUUAAUAGCUAGUUGCUAGCUAGAUCUCUCUGCAGUUUGGUGAUGGGCCGGUUGUGUACAGUAUGUUUAUCAGAGCUUUAUGGGCUAAAAACAGCUGCCUUGUGUGGCUGAGAACAGCGAGAGUGAAUCAAAACAGUGAAGU